Molecule: messenger RNA, 1584 nt
Organism: Drechmeria coniospora
Lineage: Eukaryota; Fungi; Ascomycota; Sordariomycetes; Hypocreales; Ophiocordycipitaceae
Product: Serine/threonine-protein kinase bur-1
Exons: 6
Coding region: 1-1584 (527 amino acids)
Biological process (GO): protein phosphorylation
Cellular component (GO): nucleus
Molecular function (GO): ATP binding; cyclin-dependent protein serine/threonine kinase activity
Source: RefSeq, a predicted model, not a curated record
AUGGAACGCGCUCCCGAGCCGAUGGCCGGCGGCACCUCCUCCCCGCGCUCCUUUGCACUUGCUCACGUGCGCCCCAAGUCGAGCUUCGUCGGCUGCUCGCGCAUCUCCGAUUACGACUUGCAGGGGAAGCUGGGCGAAGGAACGUUUGGCGAGGUCUAUCGAGCUCGGUCGAGGAAGACGGGCGCGCUCAUCGCGCUCAAGAAAAUCAUCAUGCAUCACGAAAAGGAUGGGUUCCCCAUCACGGCCCUGCGAGAGAUCAAGCUCCUCAAACUCCUAUCGCACCCCAAUGUCCUCCGACUGGAAGACAUGGCCGUGGAGCACCCGACGAGAUCGACCGACAAGCGCAAGAAACCCAUCAUAUACAUGGCGACGCCCUACAUGGACCACGACCUGUCGGGCCUUCUCGACAACCCCUCGGUCCACUUCAAGGAAGCGCAGAUCAAGUGCUACAUGAAGCAGCUGCUCAAGGGCCUCAGCUACCUCCACGACAAUCACAUCCUGCACCGCGACAUGAAGGCGGCCAAUCUUCUCAUCAACAACCAGGGCAUCCUCCAGAUUGCCGACUUUGGCCUCGCCCGCCACUACGACGGUCGUACGCCGCAGCCGGGCCGGGCCAUGGGCGAUGGCCGGCGUGACUACACGGGCCUCGUCGUCACUCGCUGGUACCGUCCGCCAGAGCUCCUGCUGCAGCUGAGGCAGUACACCACCGCCAUCGACGUCUGGGGCGUUGGCUGUGUGUUUGGCGAGAUGUUGGUGGGCAAGCCCAUCCUCGCCGGCGAGAGCGACGCGAAUCAGCUCGAGUUGAUCUGGGACCUCAUGGGCACGCCCAACGACGAUAACAUGCCCGGAUGGAAGCGGCUCCCCGGGGCGGAGCACCUCUCCCCCCGCUCGAGGCCCGGAAACCUGCAGAACCGGUUCAGAGAGUUUGGCUCGGGGGCGAUAGUGUUGCUCAAGGACCUCAUGAAGCUCGACUGGCGAACGCGAAUCAACGCGGUUGAUGCUAUGGAGCACUCCUACUUCAAGAUGGCGCCCCUGCCAUUGGAACCGCACGAGAUUCCGACGUACGAGGAGAGCCACGAGCUGGAUCGGAGAAAGUUUCACGAUCGCAAGGCUGCCCUCCCGCCAGCGCCCAAGGGCGGGACCGUCGGCGUCGGCCCCGACGCCAACGGGGCCACCGCCGGCUUCAACAGCAGCGACGGCUACAGCGGCCGAAAUGGCAUCCACGGCGCCGCCGGCAGGUACCGAAGCGGUCAUGACGACCGGCGGCCGGCGUGGCAGCGAGAUCGUGGACCGACGUCGCGACCGCCGCAGGAUCGACCGGGCAAUCGAGACGACGUCGACUACCGGGACCGGGGGCCGCCGCCGAGAGGGCGGCUUCCCGCUCGAGGAGCCGACGUGGACACGUACAUACCAAGCUACCCCCGCGAAGACGCGGGACGACGUAGGGAUGACCAGGCUCGGGACGAUCGCCACCACUACCUGAGCAACGAUCGAUGGAACGAGCGGGACCGGCGGACGAGAAGCCGCAGCAGAUCCCCCAUCCACGGCAGACGAGACCGGGAUCGCGACAUGUACCGACGAUGA